This is a messenger RNA of Arachis duranensis, 1857 nucleotides long. Its product is annotated as heat shock cognate 70 kDa protein-like. The record is from RefSeq and is a predicted model, not a curated record. NCBI's taxonomy places the organism in Eukaryota, Viridiplantae, Streptophyta, Magnoliopsida, Fabales, Fabaceae. Gene Ontology annotation, cellular component: cytoplasm. The transcript has 2 exons. Gene Ontology annotation, molecular function: ATP-dependent protein folding chaperone; ATP hydrolysis activity; ATP binding. Bases 1 to 1857 code for a protein of 618 amino acids. Gene Ontology annotation, biological process: protein refolding; cellular response to unfolded protein.
AUGAAGAGGGCCAGAAAGUACGAAGGACAUGCAGUGGGAAUCGACCUUGGCACAACGUACUCUUGUGUUGCCGUAUGGCAGGAACAACACUGUCGAGUGGAGAUCAUUCAUAAUGACCAGGGCAACAGAACAACACCUUCCUACGUUGCUUUUACUGCCAAUCAGAGGCUAAUUGGAGAUGCUGCUAAGAACCAAGCUGCCGCUAACCCAAUUAACACUGUCUUCGAUGUUAAGAGACUCAUCGGUAGAAAAUAUAGUGAUCCGGUUAUCAAGAAUGAUCUGUUGAUGUGGCCAUUUAAGGUCACUGCUGGUGCUGAUGACAAACCAAUGAUUGUUGUUACAUACAAGGAUCAAGAGAAGCACUUUUCUGCCGAAGAAAUUUCAUCUAUGGUUCUCACUAAAAUGCGAGAGAUUGCGGAGGCGUACUUAGAGUCACCUGUUUGUAACGCCGUUAUUACAGUGCCUGCUUAUUUCAAUGACUCUCAGCGCAAAGCUACCAGAGAUGCUGGCGCCAUUGCAGGUCUUAAUGUGAUGCGAAUAAUUAGCGAGCCAACGGCUGCUGCUAUUGCAUAUGGACUUGACAAAAGAUCCGAUUGCACUGGAGAACGAAAUAUUUUCAUCUUUGAUCUUGGUGGUGGUACUUUUGAUGUGUCUCUCCUUACCAUUAAGGGUAAGGUAUUCGAAGUCAAGGCUACUGCCGGAAACACUCACCUUGGUGGAGAGGAUUUUGAUAACAGAAUAGUCAGUUACUUUGUUAAAGAAUUCAAUAGAAAGAACACGGUUGACAUUAGUGGUGACGCGAGAGCCUUGAGGAGAUUGAGAUCUGCUUGUGAGAAGGCGAAGAGGACUUUAUCAUAUGCCGUUACUGCCACCAUUGAAUUGGAUGUUUUCUUUAAAGGAAUUGACUUCUAUUCAUCAAUCACGCGUGCUAGAUUCGAAGAACUUAAUAUGGACCUCUUCAGAGAGUGCUUGGAAACGGUAGAUCGAUGCAUCACUGAUUCGAAUGUGGACAAGGCAAGUGUACAUGAUGUAGUCCUUGUUGGUGGCUCAUCUAGGAUACCCAAAGUGCAGGAGCUGCUGCAAGAAUUUUUCAACGGAAAGGAGCUCUGUAAGAGCAUCAAUCCCGAUGAAGCUGUUGCAUAUGGCGCGGCUGUUAAGGCGGCUUUGUUGACUGGGGGUUCUAAGAGUAGUGCCCCAAAUUUGGUGCUGCAGGAUGUUACUCCUCUGUCUCUUGGUAAAGCCACAAUGGGAGAUGUCAUGAGUGUUGUGAUUCCAAGGAAUACUACCUUUCCUGUAAAGAAAUCAGAAACUUUCUUCACAGUUCAAGACAAUCAAUCACAUGUGCUUGAAGAGAUUUAUGAAGGUGAGAGGACAAGAGCCAGUGAUAACAACUUGCUUGGUCGAUAUACACUUUCAGGAAUCCCUCCUGCUCCUAAGGGCCAUCCUGUAUCGAUAUGCUUCGAUUUAGAUGCCGAUGGCAUCCUUAUUGUGACAUCUGAGGAAAAGACUAAUGGAAAUAAAAACCAGAUUACCAUAACAAAUGAUAAAGGAAGAUUGUCACAGGAAGAAAUUGAAAGGCUUAUUGAGGAAGCUGAGAGAUACAAGGUUGAAGAUGACAAGUUUCUUGAGAAAGCUAAUUCAAUAAUUACUUUGGAGGAUUAUGUUUAUGACAUGGAGAAAGCGUUAAUCAGUUCUAAGCUUUGUCCCGCGGAUAAGAAGAAGCUCAAUUCUGCAAUUGAUAAGGCUAUAACUCUGCUUGAUGAUGGUAACAAGGAGAACAUAGAAAAUCAUGUGUUUGUCGAGUGUCUUAAUGAAUCUAAGCUCAUUUUUGAGCCCAUUAGAGCUAAGACUAGAUAG